Phyllopteryx taeniolatus (common seadragon) is the source of this 1438-nucleotide messenger RNA. RefSeq names its product HGH1 homolog (S. cerevisiae) (gene hgh1). Lineage: Eukaryota; Metazoa; Chordata; Actinopteri; Syngnathiformes; Syngnathidae. The record is from RefSeq and is a predicted model, not a curated record. The transcript has 10 exons. Bases 161 to 1291 code for a protein of 376 amino acids.
GUUCCCGUAGAAACUUCCGGGGCGGAUGUGGCUGCCGGAUGCGUUUUGGGGCCGCCACGCACGGCGUCUCCCACACGUGCACACUUUGUUCAACACGCGGCGUUUCCUUUUUAGUUUAGACGAUUAAAGCGCGCAAUGAGACCAGCGGCCGAAUAGCGAGAUGCUGAGCGAUUCCGAGGCCGCCGAGCUGCUCUCCUUCCUGACGCCUGCGACGCGGCCCGACGUCAAAGGCCACACCGCCGGCUACAUCCUGGGCUUGUCGGGAAACAGAGACGGCUGCCGCUUCCUCCGCGCCAGACCCGACAUCAUCGCCGCUCUUUUCGCACUGACGUCCGACCCGUCCGCCGCCAUCGCAGAGGACUGCUACCGCAUCCUGAUCAACCUGUCGGCCGACGAGACGUUACACCAGGUGCUGGUGACUGACAUCGGCGUGGUCCCCUCGCUGCUCAAGAACCUCAAGGACCCGCAGUUCCCGUUUGCCGACAAGAUCUGCACCAUCCUGUCCAACCUGACGCGCCACCAGAAGACGUGCAAGACGCUCUUCAAGGUGUUCCAGGAAGAAAUGGGCCUGGCGCAGCUGGUGGACAUCUUGUGCACGGAGGGUUACAACCCCCACGCCGACAUGCACUACCUGGCGCCGCUGCUGUCCAACCUCACGCAGCUGCCCGACGCCAGACGCUUCCUGAUGGACAAAGACAGGUGUGCGGUCCAGCGCUUGCUGCCCUUCACGCAGUUUGAGGCGUCGGCGCUCAGGCGCGGCGGAGUCGUCGGCGUCCUGCGCAACUGCUGCUUUGAUCACGCCAAUCACGAGUGGUUGCUAAGCGACCAAGUGGACAUCCUGCCCUUCCUGCUGCUGCCGCUGGCCGGUCCCGAAGAACUGAGCGAGGAGGACAAUGAAGGUUUGCCCGUGGACCUUCAGUACCUGCCGGAGGACAAGAAGAGAGAAGAGGACCCCGACAUCCGCCAAAUGCUCCUGGAGACGCUCAUGCUGCUGGCGGCGACGAAAGACGGCCGGCGGACUCUGAAAGACAAGAACGUGUACGUCGUCAUGAGGGAGUUCCACCGCUGGGAGAAGGACCCCAAAGUCACCAGCGCCUGUGAAAAACUGGUGGAGGUGCUGAUCGGGGACGAGCCGGAGCGGGGCAUGGACAACCUGCUGGAGGUCAACAUUCCGGAAGACGUGGAGGAGAAACUGAAGGAGGCCCACGCCGAGGAGCAGCGGGAGCUGCAGGCCGAAGAGGAGAGACGAAAUCAAGACGACGACGACCAGACGGACAUCAGGCAGGAGUAAUGCCACUUCUCAAAUAUUUUCAUAAACCCAUGUUUGUUUGUUUUGUAUGUCGUGUAUGAGCAGGAAGCUGUCUUCGGACAACAGUUAUGUAAAUGCGUGUUUCAUUUAUUCAUACAAAUACAUGUAAACAUAAACAAAGCCUGAACA